Messenger RNA from Oncorhynchus tshawytscha (Chinook salmon), 4147 nucleotides. RefSeq names its product SNF-related serine/threonine-protein kinase. Bases 575 to 2884 code for a protein of 769 amino acids. The transcript has 6 exons. Gene Ontology annotation, cellular component: cytoplasm. Gene Ontology annotation, biological process: microtubule cytoskeleton organization; intracellular signal transduction; protein phosphorylation. The record is from RefSeq and is a predicted model, not a curated record. Gene Ontology annotation, molecular function: ATP binding; tau-protein kinase activity; protein serine/threonine kinase activity. Lineage: Eukaryota; Metazoa; Chordata; Actinopteri; Salmoniformes; Salmonidae.
CUCGACUUCAGAACAGACAUUUUCCUCUAGGCCUUUCCGCCUGCUUCAGCCCUAGCGCGCCAUAGGAGAGAACAUCCUCCGAAUAAGACCGGAGUUAGCUGGAAUGCUUUGACGUCAGUAGCAGGCCAACCCAGGCCAGCGCUCAGAGCCGAUCAGACGGAGGUGAAUGCACGAAUAGGCUAGCCUACUGCAGAGAGAGACGCACUCACAUCGAGCAUCCCUGUUGCCUCGUCAUUUGCGGAGACAUCGGGGCACGCAACCACUACGCACCUGGCACAGUCAAUACAACAGGGCGAGGGGAAAAUAUUGUGUAAUAGCGUUAUUAAGAUUUUAACACAUCAAGUAGGCUAGUAUUCUUGGUAUAGAAAGAAGUGCAUUGCUGUUUACAGUGGUGUGUCGCUCCACUAGCCUCAAGGAUAAACGCAUUUUCCUAACAAUGGUAAUGCAUCAGUAGAGAGAGCCUCCAGCCCAACCCUCCCUCUCUUCAUACCGAGACCCCUCAUCCAGACUGAGACUGUCUCCAGCACCAACACACCACUCCCCUCACCCCGCCCUUGCCCCGCCCCACCCAGACAUGGCUGCUUCUAAGGGUGGCUACGAGGGCAAGAUCGCCGGCCUCUACGACCUGGAUCGCACGCUGGGGAAAGGCCACUUCGCCGUGGUCAAGCUGGCCCGCCACGUCUUCACAGGCCAGCUGGUGGCGGUCAAGGUGAUUGACAAGACCAAGUUGGACACCAUGGCAACGGGCCACCUGCUGCAGGAGGUGCGCUGUAUGAAGCUGGUGCAGCACCCCAACGUGGUGCGGCUCUAUGAGGUCAUCGACACCGCCACCAAGCUCUACCUCAUCCUGGAGCUGGGCGAUGGAGGGGACAUGUAUGACUAUAUCCUGCGCCACGAGGGUGGCGUGGCCGAGGACACGGCUAAAGUUCACUUCGCCCAGAUUGUCCAGUCCAUCUCCUACUGCCACCGGCUCCAUGUGGUGCACCGAGACCUCAAGCCAGAGAAUGUGGUGUUCUUCAGGCAGCAGGGUACAGUCAAGCUGACCGACUUCGGCUUCAGCAACCUCUUCAAGCCCGGGACCAUGCUGAUGACCAGCUGUGGUUCGCUGGCUUACUCCGCCCCAGAGAUCCUGCUGGGGGAUGAGUAUGACGCUCCGGCUGUAGAUAUUUGGUCACUGGGGGUGAUCCUCUUCAUGCUGGUGUGUGGACAGCCGCCAUUCCAGGAGACCAAUGACAGUGAGACGCUCACCAUGAUUAUGGACUGUCGCUACACCGUCCCCGCCCAUGUCUCCGCAGACUGUAAAGAUUUGAUCUCCCGUAUGCUGCAGAGGGACCCGUCUAGUCGUGCCUCCCUGGAGGAGAUCGAGAAGCACCCCUGGCUGCAGGGGGUCAACCCCUCCCCCACAGGGCACAGUGCCGCCCCCCUCACCUCCCACCGCAGCCUGUCCCAGGAGGAACACGAGAUCAUCCUCCACGCCAUGACCAGCGGCAACAUCGCUGACCGCAAUGCCAUCCAACAGGCUCUAGAAGCGGAUCAAUACAACCACAUCACAGCCACGUAUUACCUGCUGGGGGAGCGCAUCCUGAGAGACAAGCAGGAGCAGCCCAGCGAGAUCCCGAAAGUCGACAGUUCGUGGGCCGAGCCAUCACAACUCCAGAGGCCGCGGUCUGAGCCUCUGGAUCUGGAGCAGAGGGGGCUCCAUGGCCUGCUGGCUGGCUGUCCCCGCCGAGGGGUGUCUGAUGCUGUGGACUUCCUGACCGACAGGCCCCUGCUGCUUCAGCCACAGCCAAGUCGCACAGAGAGCCCCUUCCCUGAGUACAGCACAGAGCCCUGCCUGGGGCUCACCCUGCGCCCUUCACCCCCUGACGAACCUCCACAGAUCAAGAGCCUGGGAGCCCUGCAGCUCAUCUGUGAAGAGGAAGAGGAGGAGGAGGAAGAUGAGGCGGAAGAGACAGGCGAACCACAUGUUGGACUUCAUAAUAUUCAAACACUGCCUCAUAUAAUAGGCUUGGCAUCAACAUCUGUGUCUACAGAACAGUCUAGUCCCAUGCUCACAGCUCCAGAGGCUCCACAGAGCCCAGUCAGAGUAGUCCCAGCUCAGGGAGAGGAAACAGGCCUGUUGGCCACCUCAGUGGAGGAGGCACUGGAGACAGAGAGGGGGGAGUGGGACAGGGAGCUGCAGGCCAGGGUUUCUAGCCACAGCAGAGAGAUGGAGCCUGACCAGCUGGCAGCCAUACAGGAAGAAGAACAGGGUACAAUGGAGUCAGGGGAGAAGCCCAUGGAGGAAGGAGACAUGUCAUGUGACCAACUGAGGCUAGGUAGUCAUUUGACUUCAGACCAGCCAAUCAAUGGUAGUUCGAUCAGCCCUAAAGCUCACCCUCCAUACCUGCCUCGCCUCGGGGGGGUGCAGUGUUGUUGUGGGCAACAGGAAACUCCCAGCCCAGACAUCAUAGAAGGGGAAGAUGCUAUUCUUAAAAACAACAACACCACAGAGUCCAAGCCUAAGCUCCUGGUGCAGAGUGGGGGGUCCACCCCAUGCGCCUCACCCCGCUCUCUGCCCCAUAACCACUGUGUGGACCUGGGCCCCGACGGGGUGGAGACGACCCGCAAGGUGAGAGGGCCUGGUGGGGAGUCUGAAGGGGACACUCCGGAGGAGCUUCAAUUAGAGAGAUCCCACAAUGCACCACAGGGUGGCCUUGGGCCCAGGGAGACGGGGACCGACCCUACGUUCAGACUGGAUCCUGGAAAGGGGAAGAACGUGAACCUGAGAGACCGCCUGCUGCAGUUCCCUCUCUGUGAGAAGGCCCUGUCUUUCAACAUCCAGCCCACCUCCAAGGAGAAAAUCCUGCCCUUCGCCCAGUACAACUGCUGCCAUGUACUGUAGGCAGGGCCACCUGUAGAUACCCUAUACCUCCCACAUUACUCACUCUGUGCCCUAGCGAAGGGGUAGGAAUGGGCAUCACUCCAGACACCCUCACACCAGGCCCAGACCCUGUCACUGUUCCAUCUACUUCAACUUAAACACAAAACACUGGUGCAGACAGUAUGUAGCCUAUCUGAACUAUCGGUCUGCGUCCAACCUAAACGGAAUGAUCAUACUGUGACCUCAGACACGUUCCAGCCAAUUGUAGUUAGACCUGUGUAGCCCCCACCCUGACCUCUUUAUACUUACCGUCUACUGCUGCUUUCUUUGUGAGACAAAAACUGGACCUCAUUGUGCUGCUAUGUACUGGACUAUAGAAAAUGCUUUUUGUGUGGUCUUCUUAGACUAUCACUAUAUACUGUAGCUUUGAAUUGAUUGCUAUUUUAUUUGCCCUUGUAUCAUAGCUUUUCAUUUUGUACUAGCUUAUCUAGAACUGAGCCCAUUUUAGCAGAUGGUAUGUUGUCACUCUGAGGCCUGCUAGUACAGUGCUAUAAUUGGAAUGUGUAAGAUGAUGCAUGCUGUAUAGGUGAAAGCUACACUCCAUGCCUCAGGCGCCAUCCUUCGUUAGCUCAGCUAGCAGCAUGAUGGAAGGUGUGAUGAUGCUCUAGACAGUGUAGCUGGAAGCAUGGUAUCAUUUAAUGCGGGGGGUUACUUACGUCAAUGACAUUGUUGGUGCACUAAUGUGGGUGCAUUGUUGAAUCUCAGUGGUACACAGUAGUGCAGAGGAGAUGAGUCGGGCAGCGUUGCUCAUGGUCACGUGAUGAAGUAGCCCCGCUUGCGAACUUCAAAACCAGUGUCUGACCUUGGACCAUGGGGGAAUUUCCUCUUGGUCUACUGGUCUGGUUGCUCCCUAGGGAGACCCGCAAUGAUAUCCUAUAUGUUACAUUGGUGCCCAAUGUGAGGCGAUCUCUCGUGGGGGAGGAGGUCAAAGGGGGGUGAAUAUAGUGGACUUGUCAGACUUGGUUGCUCAUGGUCACGUGAUCAGGGUCUGCGUUGGGACCCAUGGGAGACCAUGGUUCAUAUCACGUGUGUUACAGUAGCAAGGCUUGGGAUCUAAACUGAAUGUAAGAGCAACACCCAGGGAGAGAAACAUUUUUGGACAGAGUUUCAUAAUGUAGAAUUAAAAAUAUACACUGCUCAAAAAAUAAAGGGAACACUUAAAAAACACAAUGUAACUCCAAGUCAAUCACACUUCUGUGAAAUCAAACUGUCCACUUAGGAAGC